CUGUCAUGUUUGACCAUAGUACGGAUAACAACAACGUUUCUUUUAUUGUCCCUACAUUAUUGCUCCUGCUGCAAAACAAAAGCUACCCCAAGACCUCCCUCCCUGCAGCUGACCAUGAGAUGACAGAGUCACCCCAGGAGCCCAGGCCAAGCAGGAACCGCACUGUCUUGCAGUAUGAGCUGAAGCCAGGGGAAAUUGUAUCAGCCAGCAUGGUUUUUGGAGUACUGUGGAUAAUUUCCAUCUUUGGAAACUCCCUUGUUUGCUUAGUGAUCCACAGGAGCAGGAGGACACAGUCAACCACCAACUAUUUUGUUGUCUCCAUGGCUUGUGCAGAUCUUCUCAUCAGUGUUGGAAGUGCACCAUUUGCACUGCUUCAGUUUACAUCAGGCAGGUGGACACUGGGGAAUGUGACGUGCAAACUGGUAAGGUAUAUUCAGUAUUUCACUCCUGGAGUCCAGAUAUAUGUGCUCCUCUCCAUAUGCGUGGAUCGAUUCUACACUAUUGUCUACCCACUGAGCUUCAAGGUGUCGAGAGAGAAAGCCAAGAAAAUGAUUGUAGCAGCUUGGAUCUUUGAUCUUGCAUUUAUGUCACCAGUUUUCUUUUUCUAUGGCUCCAAUGAGGAUGACCACUGCAACUUUUUUCUCCCAGGUUCCUGGGAAGCGGCCAUCUACAGUAUUAUCCAUCUCUUGGUGGUGUUUUUGACCCCAUCCAUCCUCAUUAUCUUAUUCUACCAAAAGGUCAUUAAGUACAUUUGGAGAAUAGGCACUGAUGGCAGGACUGUUAGAAGAACAAUGAAUAUUGUUCCAAGAACGAAAGUGAAAACUAUCAAGAUGUUCUUAAUGUUAAAUUUAGUGUUUCUGCUGUCCUGGCUCCCAUUUUAUGUGGUACAACUGUGGCACCCAGAGGAAACAGACUACAGAAAAAGUUCCUUGGUUUUCAUGGCUAUCACAUGGAUCUCUUUCAGUUCUUCAGCUUCUAAGCCAACCCUGUACUCAGUGUAUAAUGCAAACUUCAGAAGAGGGAUGAAAGAAACUUUUUGCAUGUCCUCCAUGAAAUGCUACAGAAGCAACGCAUACACCAUCACCACCAGCUCAAGGAUAGCAAAAAAAAAUUAUGUCGGGAUCUCAGAAAUCCCAGCACCAGCCAAAACUGUAACCAAAGACUCAAUCUAUCAUUCAUUUAACAGGGAAGCAAAAGAAAAAAAGCUUGCCUGGCCUAUUCAUUCAAAUCCUCCAAAUACAUUUGUCUAA
Messenger RNA from Phasianus colchicus (ring-necked pheasant), 1250 nucleotides. RefSeq names its product G protein-coupled receptor 19 (gene GPR19). Gene Ontology annotation, biological process: cellular response to hormone stimulus; G protein-coupled receptor signaling pathway. Gene Ontology annotation, cellular component: plasma membrane. Gene Ontology annotation, molecular function: peptide binding; G protein-coupled receptor activity. Lineage: Eukaryota; Metazoa; Chordata; Aves; Galliformes; Phasianidae. The record is from RefSeq and is a predicted model, not a curated record.